GGGCGGAGAUUGGUAAAGCGCAGCUUAAACGCGCAUUACGGUACAACGUUGGACCAGAUUCUGCAGCCAUCGCCGCAGAAGCCGAGCAUCCCAUUGAACAGGAGCAUCGCAGCCAUGGCCAAGGAGCGGCCGGAGAAAGCCGAGGAGACGGAGCAGAUGAUAGAAAAAGAAAUCGCCAAGGAGGCCUUGGAAGGAGGAGGAGGAGCAGGGGACGGCAAGGAUAUGAGAGCCGUGCUACUUUCGGGGUUUGGGGGUCUCAACAAGCUACGAGUGGCCCGGAAAGUGAUGCCUGAACCCCAGGAGGGAGAGCUGAAGAUCCGGGUGAAAGCCUGUGGUCUCAACUUCAUCGAUCUGAUGGUUCGACAGGGAAACAUUGACAAUCCUCCAAAAACACCUCUGGUUCCUGGCUUUGAGUUGUCUGGAAUUGUUGAAGCACUAGGAGGAACCGUUACCGGCUUUGAGAUAGGCGACCGUGUUAUGGCUUUCGUCAACUACAAUGCUUGGGCAGAGGUCGUUUGUACUCCGGCGGAAUUUGUUUAUAAGAUUCCGGAUGACAUGAGUUUCUCAGAAGCUGCUGCGUUCCCGAUGAACUUUGUCACGGCGUACAUGAUGCUGUUUGAGGUAGCCAACCUCAGAGAAGGGAUGUCUGUGCUGGUUCAUUCUGCAGGCGGAGGGGUGGGUCAAGCCGUGGCACAGCUCUGUGCGACCAUUCCCAACGUUAGAGUUUUCGGAACAGCUUCAGCCUUUAAACACGAGGCCAUUAAGAAUUCCCUCAGCCACAUUUUUGAUAGAAACGCAGAUUACGUCCAAGAAGUGAAAAGAAUCUCCCCAGAUGGAGUAGACAUCGUCUUGGACUGUUUAUGUGGUGAAAACACCGGAAAAGGAAUUGGUCUCCUGAAGCCACUGGGAACAUACAUUUUAUACGGUUCAUCGAAUAUGGUUACCGGGGAAACAAAGAGCUUCUUCAGUUUUGCCAAAUCUUGGUGGCAAGUGGAAAAAGUGAAUCCAAUUAAGCUGUAUGAAGAGAAUAAAGUGAUGGCUGGAUUCUCGCUCUUAAACUUGCUCUUCAAGCAGAACCGUGCCCCGGUCAUUAAAGGGGUGAUGGAUAAGCUCAUGGUUUUGUACAAUGAGAAGAAGAUCAAACCGUUGGUUGAUUCCUUAUGGGCUUUGGAAGAGGUGAAGGAAGCAAUGCAGAGAAUCCAUGACAGGGGAAACAUCGGAAAGCUCAUUCUGGACGUGGAAAAGACUCCAACCCCUCUGAUGGCUAAUGACAGCACGGAAACCAGUGAAGCAGGAGAAGAAGAGGAGGACCACGAGGGAGACACUGAGAAUAAGGAGCGCAUGCCUUUCAUCCAGUGAUGGCAUGCGGACAGUUGAGACGAAGGUUUGGAAGACUGGAAACCCAAUUCUGUGCAUCAGUGAACAAGCUUGCUGUAGUACAGUGUGUGUUGUGUUUGUCUGCAGUCAGCUGAGCUGUUGAACAAUGUUGUCGUUUAUGACAUGGCGGUGAAUGGCUGCUUGGCAAAAUUUUAGUGAAGUUGGCAUUGUGUGGUUCUAGCUUGUGGUAGCUUAUCAAGUUUUGAUCCCGGUAAAUCAUUACUUUUUAAUGACCCACGGAACGCCAGCCAGAAUCGGCUGUGGGGGGGAAAAAAUGCACAGUGAUUUUAAUGAGUAUUAAUAUUAUCAUUAUUAUAAAAACGCUAAUGGUUUAACUGGAGUAUUAAAUGUCUCGUAUCCAAUGCAUUACAGCAAAGGGUUAAAAAAAAAAUGAAUGCCAACUCCAUAAGCUAAACGUUGCCAAAAA
Spea bombifrons (plains spadefoot toad) is the source of this 1804-nucleotide messenger RNA. It is a transcript of the gene VAT1L, whose product is annotated as vesicle amine transport 1 like. The transcript is spliced from 9 exons. Lineage: Eukaryota; Metazoa; Chordata; Amphibia; Anura; Pelobatidae. Gene Ontology annotation, molecular function: oxidoreductase activity. The coding region runs from base 115 to 1359 and encodes 414 amino acids. The record is from RefSeq and is a predicted model, not a curated record.